CUACCGAAGCAAUACGGAAAAAGUUUGCUACUUGCCAGUUACUCCAAAACCGCGUAUGAGCACGCACGUUUGAUAUAUUUGUUGAGCCAAUUUUACGGAAAGGUGAUAUUUAGUAGUGUUGUGUUGGUGUGUGUGUUUUAUCGAGGAAUGUCGCCGCACCAUAGGACGAGCUUUAUAGAUUAAAAUAAGGCACUAAUGUGCGGUUCCGUGGCGGGAGGAUGCGCGAGGAGGAGUUGGAAGUGGCCCUCAAGGUGGUGAUCGUAGGUGAUGGCGGUGUGGGCAAGUCCAGCAUGAUACAGCGCUACUGCCGAGGAACCUUCACCAGGGACUACAAGAAGACCAUCGGCGUCGACUUCCUCGAACGACAAAUUGAAAUAGAUGGUGAGGAAGUACGGCUGAUGUUAUGGGACACGGCGGGGCAGGAGGAGUUCGACGCUAUCACCAAGGCGUACUAUCGCGGGGCACAUGCUUGUGUUCUGGCCUUCUCCACCACAGAUAGAGACUCAUUUCUUGCUCUGCACUCGUGGAAACUGAAGGUUGAAAACGAAUGUGGAGAGAUACCAACCAUCAUAGUUCAAAACAAAAUUGACUUAAUGGACCAGUGUGUUGUUGGACCAGAUGAAGCUGAACUAGUGGCCCGAGCGCUGGGCUGCCGACUGAUGCGAGCCUCCGUGAAGGAAGAUGUGAACGUCGGUGCCGUGUUCCGAGCGCUUGCUGCCAGAUGUCUGGCGAACAUGAGGCGGGAUUAUGAAACAGAGCUCACAACACCAACCAUUGCUCCUGUUAUAGGUACAUUCACAAACCACAAUAGUAAUGGUACUAUACUCCUGCGUCCAACAAAACAUCGUAACGGCAGCAAAAAGAAGAACGUUCUAAGAAAUGCGUGUCGAAUACUGUGAUACCUGUCAAUAUGACAUCUCCUUCAAUAUGUGUGAAAGACUGUACAGUGUGUAAACCUAUCAAUUUGAAAAUUAGAUAAGUCUAAUGCUUCUAUAAAUAGAUAUCAUUAUAUUUUGUAAUACAAAUUCAAAUAUUUUUAACCCAUUCGAAAAUUUAUACCUCAGAUCAAGAAAUGCAGGGGCUUCUUCUAUUUCGCUACACCAAAAUUUAUUAUUAUUUAAAAAACCUGAGGGCGAUCCAUUCGUCCAUCUACCUUUACCUACAUAAUAUACAUCAAUUAUUGCAAGUAUUUGCUGAUACAGACUCAAACUAAACAAAACUUCUACUAGGUAUCAACAAUAAUAUUUAUCUAACAAUUAUUGGCAUGAAAGUUCAACUGAAACAGUUGGUAUUUAUAGGAAAAUGAAAGUGAAAAGAUAGUGCACACGACAAUGGACAGUAACAUUUUAUUUAUUAUCAUUCGCGAGAAUUCCUUUCAAGUAAACAUAAGCUAUGUUUAUCAAUCUGUUAUCACCUGGUUAUAAAUACCUCAGGUUGGGAGAAACCAUUGCAACAUGAUAAUAUGAGUGUAUCUACUUAUUCGUUGUACAUAAUUAUAAAUAAGUAUCUUAAUACUAACCAGUAAAAGGAAGAACCCAACUGUAAUGUAACAUAGAUGUUGUCUAUGGUCAUGUAUAUCUAAGUCUAUUAUCUAUUGUAGAAUCGAUUCAAGUCUUUAGUGUAACAAAAUGUAUUUAUUGGACUUAACAAUUUGUUUGAUUUAUAUUUAGUGUAAAUAUGUAUUGAGUUUGUUUUUAUGUAACAAUAAAUUAUUAUUUUUA
This is a messenger RNA of Leptidea sinapis, 1721 nucleotides long. It is a transcript of the gene Rab23, whose product is annotated as ras-related protein Rab-23. The transcript is spliced from 6 exons. NCBI's taxonomy places the organism in Eukaryota, Metazoa, Arthropoda, Insecta, Lepidoptera, Pieridae. The record is from RefSeq and is a predicted model, not a curated record. Gene Ontology annotation, molecular function: GTP binding; GTPase activity. The coding region runs from base 219 to 899 and encodes 226 amino acids.